Molecule: messenger RNA, 4284 nt
Organism: Tupaia belangeri chinensis (Chinese tree shrew)
Lineage: Eukaryota; Metazoa; Chordata; Mammalia; Scandentia; Tupaiidae
Gene: MAP3K12
Product: mitogen-activated protein kinase kinase kinase 12
Exons: 15
Coding region: 245-2827 (860 amino acids)
Biological process (GO): JNK cascade; protein autophosphorylation
Cellular component (GO): cytoplasm
Molecular function (GO): ATP binding; MAP kinase kinase kinase activity
Source: RefSeq, a predicted model, not a curated record
GGGUCGGGGGGUGGGGGCAGAAAGCCGGGGCUGACACCCGGGCACCCAGACACCGCGCGCGCAUCGCCUGUGACAGCGCCCCGGGUCCGGUCGAGGGCAGCGAGGGGAGGAGGGAAGGAGGAGGAGAAGGAGGAGGAGGCGGGAGCAGCAUCCGGAGCGGAGCUGCAGCAGCGCCGCCUUUUGUGCUGCGGCCGCGGAGCCCCCGAGGGCCCGCAGCUCACCACCACGCCAGGGCCCAGAGGCCAUGGCCUGCCUUCAUGAAACCCGCACACCCUCCCCUUCCUUUGGGGGCUUUGUGUCUACUCUAAGUGAGGCUUCCAUGCGCAAGCUAGACCCAGACACUUCUGACUGCACCCCUGAAAAGGACCUGACGCCUACCCAUGUCCUGCAGCUACAUGAGCAGGAUGCUGGGGGCCCAGGGGGAGCUGCUGGGUCACCUGAGAACCGGGCAUCCAGAGUUCGAGCUGACGAGGUGCGGCUGCAAUGCCAGAGUGGCAGUGGCUUCCUUGAAGGCCUCUUUGGCUGUCUGCGCCCUGUCUGGACCAUGAUUGGCAAAGCCUACUCCACCGAGCACAAGCAGCAGCAAGAAGACCUUUGGGAGGUCCCCUUUGAGGAAAUCCUGGACCUGCAGUGGGUGGGCUCAGGGGCCCAGGGUGCUGUCUUCCUGGGGCGUUUCCACGGGGAGGAGGUGGCUGUGAAGAAGGUACGAGACCUCAAGGAGACUGACAUCAAGCACCUGCGAAAGCUGAAGCACCCCAACAUCAUCACCUUCAAGGGCGUGUGCACCCAAGCCCCUUGCUACUGCAUCCUCAUGGAGUUCUGCGCCCAGGGCCAGCUGUAUGAGGUACUGCGGGCUGGCCGCCCUGUCACCCCCUCCUUGCUGGUUGACUGGUCCAUGGGCAUCGCUGGUGGCAUGAACUACCUGCACCUGCACAAGAUUAUCCACAGAGAUCUCAAGUCCCCCAACAUGCUAAUCACGUACGACGAUGUGGUGAAGAUCUCAGAUUUUGGCACUUCCAAGGAGCUGAGUGACAAGAGCACCAAGAUGUCCUUUGCAGGGACAGUAGCCUGGAUGGCCCCUGAGGUGAUCCGCAAUGAGCCUGUGUCUGAGAAGGUCGACAUCUGGUCCUUUGGUGUGGUGCUGUGGGAACUGCUGACUGGUGAAAUCCCCUACAAAGAUGUGGAUUCCUCGGCCAUCAUCUGGGGUGUGGGAAGCAACAGUCUCCAUCUGCCUGUACCCUCUAGCUGUCCAGAUGGCUUCAAAAUCCUGCUUCGCCAGUGCUGGAAUAGCAAACCUCGAAAUCGUCCAUCAUUCCGACAGAUCCUGCUGCAUCUGGACAUUGCCUCAGCGGAUGUACUCUCCACACCCCAGGAAACUUACUUUAAGUCCCAGGCAGAGUGGCGGGAAGAAGUAAAGCUGCAUUUUGAAAAGAUUAAGUCCGAAGGGACCUGUCUGCAUCGCCUAGAAGAGGAACUGGUGAUGCGGAGAAGGGAAGAGCUCAGACAUGCCUUAGACAUCAGGGAGCACUAUGAACGAAAGCUGGAGAGAGCCAACAACUUGUACAUGGAGCUUAACGCCCUCAUGUUACAGCUGGAACUCAAGGAGCGGGAACUGCUCAGGCGGGAGCAAGCUUUAGAGAGGAGGUGCCCAGGCCUGCUCAAGUCACACCCUUCCCGGGGCCUUCUGCAUGGGAACACAAUGGAGAAGCUCAUAAAGAAGAGGAAUGUGCCACAGAAGCUGUCACCCCAUAGCAAAAGGCCAGACAUCCUCAAGACAGAAUCUUUGCUACCUAAACUAGAUGCUGCCCUAAGUGGGGUUGGGCUUCCUGGGUGUCCUAAGGGCCCCCCUUCACCAGGACGGAGUCGCCGUGGCAAGACCCGUCACCGCAAAGCCAGCGCCAAGGGCAGCUGUGGGGACCUGCCUGGGCUUCGAGCAUCUGUGCCACCUCAUGAACCUGGGGGACUGGGAAGCCCAGGGGGCCUAGCAGGGGGACCCUCAGCCUGGGAGGCCUGCCCCCCUGCCCUCCGUGGGCUCCACCAUGACCUUCUGCUCCGCAAGAUGUCUUCAUCAUCCCCAGACCUGCUGUCAGCAGCACUGGGAGCCCGGUGCCGGGGGGCCGCAGGGGGAGCUGGUGACCCUGGCUCACCACCUCCAGCCCGAGGCGAUACCCCCCCAAGUGAGGGCUCAGCCCCUGGCUCCACCAGCCCGGAUUCACCUGGGGGAGCCAAAGGAGAGCCACCUCCACCAGGAGGGCCUGGUGAAGGUGUGGGGCUGCUGGGAACUGGAAGGGAAGGGACUGCGGGCCGGGGAGGAAGCCGGGCUGGCUCCCAGCACUUGACCCCUGCUGCACUGCUGUACAGGGCUGCAGUCACCAGAAGUCAGAAACGGGGCAUCUCGUCAGAAGAGGAGGAAGGAGAGGUGGAUAGCGAAGUAGAACUAACAUCAAGUCAGAGAUGGCCUCAGGGCCUGAACAUGCGCCAGUCACUAUCGACCUUCAGCUCAGAGAACCCAUCAGAUGGGGAAGAAGGCACAGCGAGCGAGCCUUCCCCCAGCGGCACACCUGAAGUUGGCAGUACCAAUACUGAUGAGCGGCCAGACGAGAGGUCUGAUGACAUGUGCUCCCAGGGCUCAGAAAUCCCACUGGACCCACCUGUGUCAGAGGUGGUCCCUGACCCUGACCCCAGCUCCCUGCCCACCCCACGCCAGGACCUACUUAGAAGCGAACAGGGCCCUCCAAACUUUGAGGACUCGGACUGUGACAGCACCGAAUUGGACAACUCCAACAGCGUUGAUGCCUUGCGACCCCCUGCCUCCCUCCCUCCAUGAACGCCACUCUUAUUCCCUGUAAAUAGAGAAAUAUUUAUAUAAAUAAUAUAUAUGCGCCACAUAAUCAAGAGAGAGGGGGCCGUCCCAGCCUUCUAUCAGGCUCAAGGGAGACUGACUCCCUGACCAAUUUACCUGGGUAAACUCUGGGGACACUGGCAGCUGUGGAAAUCAAUUAAGUACUGCCCUAGAGCUGUGUGAAAGGGGAAACUGCCUCUUCCUGCUUCACCCCAUUUGUUAUGUUCAGCAAGCUAUUAGGCAAUAUAAGAUCCAGAGUGUCUCUACACUCUUUACCCUCAAAUACUGGGGGAGAGGGGAGCCCAGGACAAAGAACCACUUAGACUGCACUUUUCUGUUUUCCGUUUACUGUUUACACAUUUUGCACUUGGGAGGAGGGAGACUAAGCUGGAUCCUCCCCUCUGAGGUUUCUCAGGUGGCAAUGUAACUUAUUUCUUUGUCCCUUUAUUUCUGUGCCCAACUCUUGGCUUAGGGCCAGGGGGAGGUUAGGAGACUGAUAGCAUGUGAUGGCUCAGGCUGAAGAACUGGGGUGCUGUUCAAGUCCCUGCUUUUAUCCUGGUGCCUGAUGGGGUGGGGACUGUCAUAUUGUAACCCCUGUGAAAAACCUUGAAAUAUAACCACUCCAUGCAGGCCCAGCUGUUGGGGGUUUUCUUGGUGGAUGAAUGGGGUAGCAUAUGUGGUUAAGUAGGAGGCUUGGGUUCCAGACUGAGGGCUUUCAAGUUAUUUCCCCCCUUUAUGAUACUCUUCUCACUAAAUGAACAGGUCAAGCUCCAAACUUGAUAAAUGGUACCAGAAUAGGAACAGGUGAACAGAAAUAGAUCUUAAAUGCCCACUCUUGUACAGUAAAUGAAAUGGUAAAAACAAGAGACUGAAGGCUUUAGUUUAAAAUGUAUAAGCUUGGACAAGAUCUGACAUUCUUAAGUAGCCAAAUCCCAGGGAGACAGGUGUCCAAGGCCAUCUGUGUACAUGCAUGUGGAUCCUUCCCUGUGACCCCUUCCCCCAAAGAGUACUUGCAUAUUCCUUACUGAUUAAGUCCUAGGAAAGUCUAAUUCCAAAUUCUUUGGGGUACAAAUCUUACAAGGAAGGACCAACGAAGCCAGCUAGGGUCAGGGAAAAUAGCAUCAAGGGCCACGAAAAAAAGACCAAGUGGCAAAUCAGAAGAAAACAUCUUAACUGCAAUAAAUGUUUCUAUUCAAAACCCAAGUAACGUCCUGAGGGAUAAAAGGUACAAAAAUAACAGCAAGACAACAGGAAUAAAACCCACAUGAAUCACUGUGGCAUCCAGUUUCUAUUCACAAAGAAAAAGCUCCAGUCCAUCUUUUAAUUUUUUUUUUUGAAAAAUUCCUGACAUUACAGAACUAAACUGAAAUGUAUUAAUAUUCCACUCUUACAUUUCCAUGACAAACAGAAAAAUUCAUGAGCAAAAAAAAAAAAAAAAAAAA